Messenger RNA from Stegastes partitus (bicolor damselfish), 452 nucleotides. RefSeq names its product phosphatidylinositol N-acetylglucosaminyltransferase subunit Y. Bases 19 to 231 code for a protein of 70 amino acids. NCBI's taxonomy places the organism in Eukaryota, Metazoa, Chordata, Actinopteri, Pomacentridae. Gene Ontology annotation, cellular component: glycosylphosphatidylinositol-N-acetylglucosaminyltransferase (GPI-GnT) complex. Gene Ontology annotation, biological process: GPI anchor biosynthetic process. The record is from RefSeq and is a predicted model, not a curated record. The transcript has a single exon.
GACCCGAACUCAGCAGACAUGUUCUCCCUGUCGGUGAUGGUGGGCCUGGUUCCCAUCGUGUCGCUCUGCGGCCUGUUCUACUCGGCGGCGGUGGACGAGAACUUCCCCCAGGGCUGCACCAGCAGCAGCAGCCUGUGCUUCUACAGCCUGCUGCUGCCCGUCACCAUCCCCGUGUACGUCUUCUUCCACCUGUGGAGCUGGAUGGGCAUCAAGCUGUUCAGACACAACUGAGCCGCUCACGUUUAGCCGCUGCUGCUGCUUCCAUGGACGGUUCCACGUGUUUCCAGCACUGAUGAGAUAAAUAAUUGGCAGAUUUUAGCUGCUGCGUGGAAUAGCUGGAGCUAACAUGAAGAUGAUGCUAACAUCCGCUAGCUGUGUGUGUCACAUAGAAAGUAGCACAUUUCUAUAUUUUCAUGGAGAGUAAACUAAUAAAGCUCAAUAACAAACCCCCA